UUCUUGUUUUUAUUGACAUCAAAAUGGCGACUGGUGGUGGCGAAUCCCCGGAACCGUGGUAUCUCGCACUUCUCGGUUUUGCUGAGCAUUUCCGUACAUCAAGUCCUCCAAAAAUAAGACUUUGUGUACACUGUCUACAAGCCGUUUUCCAAUUUAAACCCCCUGCAAGGAUUGAAGCAAGAACACAUCUUCAGCUCGGUUCCGUUCUCUACCAUCAUACGAAGAACACUGAGCUUGCUCGGAGUCACCUGGAGAAAGCGUGGUACAUAUCUCAACCAGUUGCACAAUUUGAAGAUGUCAAAUUUGAAGCUGCAAGUCUUCUCUCAGAACUGUACUGCCAACAGAAUCUGGUGGAUUCUGCGAAGCCCCUCCUGCGAAAAGCCAUCCAGAUCUCACAGCAGACACCAUACUGGCACUGCCGUUUGCUGUUUCAACUGGCCCAACUCCACACAUUGGAGAAAGACCUUGUGUCAGCAUGCGACCUACUGGGUGUUGGUGCAGAAUAUGCACGAGUGGUUGGAUCAGAAUACACCAGAGCCCUCUUUCUGCUGAGCAAAGGAAUGCUCUUGCUGAUGGAGCGCAAGCUGCAGGAGGUGCACCCUCUGCUCACGCUGUGUGGGCAGAUCGUAGAGAACUGGCAGGGAAACCCCAUACAGAAGGAGUCGCUGCGCGUGUUUUUCCUGGUGCUGCAAGUCACACAUUACCUAGAUGCCGGACAGGUGAAGAGUGUGAAGCCAUGCCUGAAACAGCUGCAGCAGUGUAUUCAGACCAUCUCUACACUUCACGAUGAUGAGAUCCUACCCAGCAACCCUGCUGACCUUUUCCACUGGUUGCCCAAGGAGCACAUGUGUGUGCUGGUCUACCUGGUUACAGUCAUGCAUUCCAUGCAGGCUGGGUAUCUGGAGAAAGCACAGAAAUACACAGACAAAGCCCUCAUGCAGCUGGAGAAACUGAAGAUGCUUGAUUCCAGCCCCAUCCUCUCCUCCUUCCAAGUGAUACUCUUGGAACACAUCAUCAUGUGUCGACUGGUCACUGGACACAAAGCAACGGCACUCCAAGAGAUCUCCCAGGUUUGCCAGCUAUGCCAACUCCCACGGUUAUUUUCCAACCAUGCCGCCCAGCUUCACACUCUACUUGGUCUGUACUGCAUCUCUGUGAAUUGCAUGGACAAUGCUGAGGCCCAGUUCAGUGCUGCUCUUCGGCUCACCACCCACCAGGAGCUGUGGACUUUCAUUGUGACUAAUUUGGCCAGUGUCUAUAUCCGGGAGGGGAACAGGCACCAGGAGCUCUACAGUCUCCUGGAAAGGAUCAAUCCAGACCACAACUUUCCUGUGAGCUCGCACUGUCUUCGAGCUGCCGCCUUUUACAUUCGAGGCCUCCUGUCCUUCUUCCAAGGGCGUUACAAUGAAGCCAAGCGGUUCCUGCGGGAGACUUUGAAGAUGUCAAAUGCGGAGGACCUAAACAGAUUGACUGCAUGUUCCCUGGUACUGCUGGGCCAUAUAUUUUAUGUACUUGGAAACCAUCGGGAAAGCAACAAUAUGGUGGUGCCAGCCAUGCAGUUGGCGAGUAAGAUCCCAGACAUGUCUGUUCAGCUGUGGUCUUCAGCGCUUCUCAAAGAUUUGAACAAGGCUUGUGGAAACACGAUAGAUGCACACGAGGCUGCUCAGAUGCACCAGAACUUUUCACAGCAGCUGCUGCAAGACCACAUUGCUGCCUGCAGCCUCCCUGAGCACAACCUCAUCAGUUGGACUGAUGGACCACCUCCUGUGCAGUUCCAAGCCCAGAAUGGACCCACCACCAGCCUUGCCAGCCUGCUGUAGUGAGUGUACAGGUGAUUCUAUGGAAGCACCGUGAGAAGCUCAACAGCCUCUGUUGGACUUCAUCUCUUCUUCCCGUGGACUUUGUCCAGUCUAUCCUCUUGUAGGACGUGGCCUCUCCAUGGACAGAUAAUGAACAGGGCAUCUGUCCUCUUAAAUAAUUUAUUUAUUCAUUCAUGUGUAUUUUUAUAAGUGUGAAGACUCUACAUCACCAAUUUCUUUCUGUCAGUAACCUAUUUUAAUGCAUGGAUACAGUGGCGUUUGGCUCUCACUUCAUUUAGAAGGUUUAGUAUCUCAAUUUUCCACUUUACCACAGAUUAACAAAAGACCACAAUACAACUAGAGCAGACUCUUAUGUAAUGACUUCUUUUUGGGAAUAUUUUAUCUUGAAGUGAAGUGGCAAAGGUUUUCUACAUAAGUGGGUGUCAAUUAUGGGGAGUGUAUAGCAAUACCGUUGUAGCGCUUUUUGAUGCACCUUUAGUUUCUACAGUACUGCAAAUUAGAUCAUCUAAUCAACAUUCUUACUUCCUACCUUUUAAAAUUUUUUUUUUUUCUUUUCCCAUUCAAACUUUUGAAAAUGCCUGCUUAAUCUAUUACAGAAAUGCAUGCAUUAUGCUGAAUUUUUUUUCUCCCUGAAGACUGUCCAUAGGACAUUUGAAUUUCUCUACCUCAAUUUUUACUCACUCUUUCUUAAUACAGUUCUUGUGUUGAAAAAAUUGAGGAAUACCCCCAGAUCUGGCUGUGUGACACAGUUCAACCCCUUACAUGUAAUAACUACAUUGAUUGUUUCAGCCAAUAUCCAUAUCAUGAUCGUUGGGCUUUUCAAAUAUGUGAAAUUUUAAAUACUUAAGCAGAAUGGGACUUUUGUGUUUCAAAAUAAAUUUUUAAACACGCCACUUUAAA
Messenger RNA from Alosa alosa (allis shad), 2720 nucleotides. RefSeq names its product MAU2 chromatid cohesion factor homolog. Gene Ontology annotation, cellular component: chromatin; SMC loading complex. NCBI's taxonomy places the organism in Eukaryota, Metazoa, Chordata, Actinopteri, Clupeiformes, Clupeidae. Gene Ontology annotation, biological process: mitotic sister chromatid cohesion; maintenance of mitotic sister chromatid cohesion. Gene Ontology annotation, molecular function: protein binding; double-stranded DNA binding. The record is from RefSeq and is a predicted model, not a curated record.